UCACACGGGCAGGUUCACUGCCCUGCUUGUUUUAAUGAAUGUAACAGUGACAACCGGUUACAACCUUACAAUCCGGGUUUGAUUUGCCUCUGCGCCGCUGUCACCUCGGAUGCAGCAUUUCCUGCCAUUUCUAGUUGGAGAAAAACAAGUAUGAAUCAGUGCCAAGAGCCAGGUGACGGGCAGGAGUUUGUGACUGAGAUUGUUUGUCAGGAAGAUGACCUGAAAGAUGGACAGAUGAAGGAGGUUACUGUGGGGGACCAGAAGGUGUUGCUAGUCCGUAUAGAGGGUCAGUACAGUGCUGUUGGAAGUCAGUGCUCCCAUUACAAUGCUCCUCUUGUCAAAGGUGCCUUGGUUGGUGACAGAGUGAGAUGUCCGUUUCACGGUGCUUGCUUCAAUGUCAGAAAUGGAGAUAUUGAAGAGUUUCCAGGUCUGGACUCCCUGCCUAGUUAUAAGGUAAAAGUUGAGGAUGGCAAGGUGUAUGUUUCCAUCAACAAAAACUCUCUGAAGCUGACGAGGCGAGUGAAGGCGAUGUGCAGUAUUGUACCAGACGUCAAACACACCAUCCUUCUGAUAGGUGGAGGUCCUGCCUCGCUGGUUUGUGCUGAAACGCUUCGACAGAACUGCUACCAAGGUCGAAUCAUCAUCAUAACCAAAGACAACAUGCCUCCUUUUGACAAGACCAAACUGAGUAAGGCUAUGAAUGUGGACCCUGACAGCAUCCUCCUCCGGUCCAGUGACUUUUAUCAACAGCAUGGGAUUGAAGUGUGGACACAGAAGGAGGUGGUGUCUGUGAACCCCGCUGACAAGGCGGUGAAGCUGAGUAACGGCACUUUGCAGUGUUACGACCAGCUGCUUAUCUCAACAGGCUGCAGAGCACGGCCGCUCAACUGUCCCGGCGCGGACCUGAAGGGAGUCAAGUUGCUGCAGAGUUUCGAAGACGCCAAAGAGAUUCACAGCUCCUGUCUGGGCCACAAAGCUGUCGUUAUAGGAACCUCUUUCAUAGGUAUGGAGGUGGCAUCCUUCCUAUCAGACAAAGCUGCCAGCGUGGCCGUGGUCGGCACCUCCAGUUCCCCGUACGAACACUCUCUGGGGCCAGAGAUCGGCAAAAUGUGCAUGCAAAUGAUGGAAGAAAAAGACGUGAAGUUCUACAUGAAAGAUGAAGUUUUGGAGAUCGUUGGAGAGAACGGCAAAGUGAAGGGGGUGCGGCUGAAGAGUGGUGCAGUCCUGGAAGCAGACGUUGUGAUUGCUGGAAUUGGUGUUAUCCCAAAUACAGAUUUCCUGGCUGGAAGCGAGCUGGAGGUGGAUUCAAGGAAAGCUCUGAUUGUUGACAAGUUCAUGAGGACCAAUAUUCCAGACAUUUUUAGCGCUGGAGAUGUGACCUCUUUCCCUCUGACCAUCCGCGGGGAUCAAAGGGUCAACAUUGGUCACUGGCAAAUGUCACAAGCUCAGGGAAGAGUAGCUGCUCUAAACAUGCUUAAAAAGCCAACCCAAAUCAAGUCAGUCCCCUUUUUCUGGACUGUGUUGCUUGGGAAGAGUAUCAGAUACACCGGCUAUGGGGAAGGAUACACAGAAAUCAUAUUUAAAGGCAAAGUGGAAGAGAGGACAUUUCUGGCCCUUUACAUAAAAGAUGAGGUGGUGGUAGCUGCAGCCAGCCUGAUGUUUGAUCCAGCUGUGGCUCGUAUUGCAGAGAUGAUGGCUGCUGGACAGAUUAUAACAAAGGCUCAGACUCGAUCUGAUGACCUAAAGUGGCUCCAGAUGUAACCUGAGAUCUGCUCCAUCCAGGGUAACACCUCUCAAUGAAGCAGGAUGUCGACCUUUCUUCUUUUCUUUAAACCCUCACUUCAUUUAAUGAUGACUAAUUGGAUUGUGUCCCUCACUGCCUCAAAGCGCCCAAGAGCAAAUCAGACGUCUGCGCUUAUCAGAGCUCUGUUUUUGCUUUAUUUCAUUUGCUCUUUGUGCACUCACUGAAUAUAUAAUUUCUGUUUCAUUCACUCACAUUCAGGCUUGUAGCCGGUUCACCUGAGUCUGGGCUCAACUCACGCUAGACAACAUAAAUAUUCCAAUUUAUUAUCACUUUGACUCUUAUUCCAUUCACAGUGAAUUUAAUCGUAUUUGCAGCAUGGUUAUACUUUAAUAAAAUCUUUUCCUUACAAGUUUAUCUAUUUUAAUUCCAGUAAAACACACACUCCAUGUCCACCACUGUGAGUAUCAUAUUUCACAUCUUAGAUACAGAGGCCAGUUAGAACACUGCAAUUAAAAACAUGAAUAAAACUGUUAAUAACAAUAAUGUUUUUAUCCAUAAUUAAUAUUUACAGCAAAACUGUAGCCCGUUGUUCAGUCUAAGUCAUAUAACUGAUUAUAGAACUGUUACACACAGAUACAUGUGUUCUGACUUUCCACUUUCUUUUAAGCUCUUAUUUGUUUAAGUCUGCAUGUGUUGUGGUACUUUACUUACCUCCGGGUAUUAGACCAAUCUUUUAGAGUUUUAAGACCAAUAGUUAUUUGUGUUAUGUUUACUGUAGAGACUAAUGGUGCUGUAUGGGAUGCAAUUAUUUCUGUUUGUUGCUUUUUUAAAUUAUUUUACAACAAAUGCAAACCAUUGUUCUUCAGACAUGAUUAAACGUUUGCUUUUCUAAAACAUC
This is a messenger RNA of Labrus mixtus (cuckoo wrasse), 2642 nucleotides long. It is a transcript of the gene aifm4, whose product is annotated as apoptosis inducing factor mitochondria associated 4. The record is from RefSeq and is a predicted model, not a curated record. Gene Ontology annotation, cellular component: cytoplasm. Lineage: Eukaryota; Metazoa; Chordata; Actinopteri; Labriformes; Labridae. Gene Ontology annotation, molecular function: oxidoreductase activity, acting on NAD(P)H; flavin adenine dinucleotide binding; 2 iron, 2 sulfur cluster binding. Bases 151 to 1761 code for a protein of 536 amino acids. The transcript is spliced from 19 exons.